AUGGAUGAGCCGAGUGCAAAUGGAAGCGUCGCUUCCAACUCCUCGCACAAGCGACCUGCCCAAGAAGUCGAGGAGAAUCGUCGCAAGCGAGCGAAGUACACGGCUACUGCCUGUUCUUACCUCAGGCAAUUGAGCCAUGAUAUGACACGCUUGCGAGAGCAAGUGUCCACUCUGACAGCAGUAGUUGCGUCCCUGGUCGAAACGCAAACGCGAGCACCAAUCAAUCCUGAAGAUCGGGCCUCAUUGGGUCUAUCGGCAAGCCCAGCAAAACUUGUAACCACAACUCGACCAAAGGAGCCUGUACAACCAAAAUUCAUUGGUCCUACAAGCUCUGCAUUCAGCUUCAAUGUUGCCGAAACAUCCCUUACGCGUAUGGGUAUCGCACCUCGUGAAUCGCUUUCAACCAAUUCGUCAUCGGUUGAGUCUUCACGAGAGCCAUCAACAGAACCGUCUAACGAAAUCAGACCUCUGUCAAUAUGUUCGGAUAGAGAUUUGAUGACAAGUAUCUCAGUAGAGGAGACGAUUCGUCUGCUUGGCAUAUAUGAAGAUGAGAUAGCUUGUGUACACCCCAUCAUCGAGAUGGAGGCUCUCGUCUCAAAAGUCCCGCAGAUUCUAGACUUUAUCAAAAAUCCUCAUCGACCGAUAAAGGAAUCUCAAAAUUUUGAUCCGCGGGAUGCGCAUGUCCUUAGGCUGGCCAUUGCAACUGCUCUAAUCUGCGAGACAUUUGGCAAAAAUGAAGUCUCCGACAGGCUUGUGGCAUCCGUCAAGGCAGACGUUGGAACUAUGGCUAACAGCUUAGAGUUAGUGUUCAAAGAUGUUCAAAUUAUGAGCAUGCUGAGUCUGUAUUUUUGUCACACAUCCGAAGAGCUCUUUGCAUGGCGCGCCAUAGGCUGCGCGGCACGACAAUGCCUCGAACUGGGGCUUCAUCGAAAGCAAAGUCUAAUGGAGAGCUUCAAAGACGAACGCUCUCGCAGCCUCGCUGUACAAGUCUUUUGGGUGGUCUAUGAGCUGGACCGACGAUGGAGUUUCGGUACUAGUCUGUCUUUUGCUCUCCACGACCGGGAUAUAGAUCCACAGCUGCCAGAGCCCGGAAGAGAAUUUCCCUAUCUCAAGUGUAUGGUAUCUUUUGCAAGAAUAUGCUCGAGAGUUUGGGACGCUCUUCCUUCGUACGGAUCCCACAUAAUGCCGAAGGAGACCGAGGACUAUCUCGAUUUCACGACUCAAAAUUGGCUACUUUCCAUCCCAGAGGAACUGCAUUUCGUUCAUCCACGGCUUGGCCUUGCCUCACGUAGUCAACCACGCCAGUUACGACGGUUGCGUACUAUUCUCUACCUACGCGGUAAUUAUAUGCGGACGCUGAUACACCGACACCAUGUCCUCACGUCAGACAACAUCAGAGCCAACACUCAGAAAGCUCAGCUCGUGGUUGACAUCGCCAAGGACACAAUACUGGUACUUGUGCAUCUUAGCAACACAAGCGACAUAUAUGUACGCGAGCAGAGCAUUUACCAUUACUAUUUGCUCAGCGCGCUGGCUGUUGUGCUUCUCGCUGUGUGCCACUCGCCGAAUCUCUUCGCUGAGUCUUGCAGAGAUUCCUUUGCUUCGGCCGUGGAGCUUGUCAAAGGAUUUGCCCGUCAUAGCGAUGCCAGCCGGAGACUAUGGAAAAGCAUUCGAGGGCUACUGCCCAUAGUGAAAUCUCUAAGCCAGCGUGCGGAAGCUGGCCGCCGAAGUCAAAAAGCUGCGCAUCGGGAAGCCGAUUAUAUUGCUGGACAGCCGCUGCUGAAGCCGAAUCAAGGCUCAAAUUUCGAGCCCUUGGUAUCUGUCAUAACACCUAUGCUGGGUGAUAAUGCGCAGAAUCUGCCUGAUGUAUUUGACAUUACCAACGACCUCAUGGAUCUUUAUGACGUCUUCGGAGCUGCAGCAGUAACAGAACAACAACAACCAGCGCAAACGCCUCCAGAAAACAACAGUGAUCUAGGAAUGUCGAUGUGGGAGAUCGAGGAAUUGAUGGAAAGGCAAUCCGAUUUUCGACAGUUGCUAGCCAGUCUUCAUUGCAGUCACAGUAUGGACAUACUUCACCUUCCCAUCUACGACCCUGAUCUCGUGGCUAUCGGGCCAUGCACCCAAACUGUCAAAUUGACACAGCACAUCGACACUACCCAUCUCCUCAUCGAUCACAUACCUUCGCAUACCGUUGUUCUUGGCACUCCCGCCAUGUGGCAAUGUCUUGCCACACGGACUUGUAUAAGCGUCACCGAUCUUCUUGAGCAGCUCACGACUUGGGCGCCUUCCUGCAGGGAUCGUGGUCCAGUCCUCCUUUUGGAUAUAGCCGAGCGUCUUUUUCGCGUCGAAAAAGAGAUCACCGGUUGUCGCAGCGACAGUGUCGAUCAUGCUGAUUGCACUCGUGUCGUUGUUUGCGUGGCGAAGCUGCGUGCUCACAACGUAGGGUUUACUGCCCGAAGUGCUGAUCCACAUUGUGUAGCUGGCACAUGCUACGGUAUCGGUGGUUGA
Molecule: messenger RNA, 2511 nt
Organism: Plenodomus lingam JN3
Lineage: Eukaryota; Fungi; Ascomycota; Dothideomycetes; Pleosporales; Leptosphaeriaceae
Source: RefSeq, a predicted model, not a curated record